GUCUGAGGCGCUCAUUCCGCGCUGGGAGUCGCCGCAGCAGCCACUAUUUCUGUGGCCGCCGCCUAGCGUCUUCGCGCUCCUCCCUUUCCUCCUCCUCUUUCUCCUCCUCCUUCGAGUCCCAGUCACGGCGACCUGCUCUGCUCACGGGCAGAAAACUAAGACUUAAUUUGCUCUUCUCUGGAGUCAUAUGUGCCUAGGUGACUCUGCAACUUGAUGGACGACGACAGCCCUUUUCAAUCAAAAAAUAACUCAAAAAUGGCAGAACUCUUUAUGGAAUGUGAAGAAGAAGAGCUGGAACCAUGGCAGAAAAAAGUAGAAGAAAUUCUGGAUGAAGAUGAUGAUGAUGAUGAGCUGAUUUUUGUUGGAGAGAUAUCAAGUUCAAAACCAGCCAUUUCAAAUAUUUUGAACAGAGGUAACCCCAGCUCAUCUUCAAAGGGAAUAAAGAAUGAGACAGUCACUCAAGGUGUUACUGAUCCAUUCAAGCCUACAAGUCAACACUAUAAAGAUCCAACAUCAAAUCCAGUGGCUGCCUUGCCUAGAUUUCAUCCUGAAUCUAAGUCUUCACAGAACUCUGUUAUUGUUCAGAACGUGUCUAAACCUGAUUUUACAAAGAAUUCAUCACAAGUUGAAUCGGAUGAUUCUUCAGAGUUACUAUUUGACUUGACCCAGGAUACGAUUCCACUGUCCCAAGAGGGAUCAACAAUUUAUAUCGAAGGUAUAGAUGAAACUCUGCCUAUAUUAAAACGUUCUUCUGCUUCUAAAGUAAACAGUGUUACUCCAAAAAAGCCAAAGACCAGUGAAAGUGUUUCUGAUAUAAGUCCUUGUGCUUCAUUGUCUCUAAGUAACUCUCCUCCAGUGACAUCUUCCCAUGUUAUGAUAUCAAAAGGUACAAAUACAUCAUCUGCUCACUAUAAAACUGGAACACCUUUUUUAAGAUCCUGUCCAAAGUGCAAUGUAAAGUUUAAUCUUCUGGAUCCUUUGAAAUAUCACAUGAAGCGUUGUUGUCCAGACAUGGUAAAUAAAUUUUUGGAAAUGAUUAAAGCAGAACUUGCUAUUACUGAAAAUAAAAAAAACGGUGCAGAGAAAGGAAAAUUGAUCAUGUUAGUUAGUGACUUUUACUAUGGAAGACAUGAAGGAGCUAUUGAUGAUGAACAGAAGACUUACACAACCUUUAAAUGCUUCAGUUGCUUGAAAGUUCUUAAAAACAAUAUUAGGUUUAUGAACCACAUGAAGCACCAUUUGGAACUUGAGAAGCAGAACAGUGAGAGCUGGGAAAACCACACUACCUGCCAGCACUGUUACCGUCAGUAUCCCACACCAUUCCAGCUGCAGUGUCACAUUGAGAGUACACACACUCCCCAUGAGUUUUCUACUAUUUGCAAAAUCUGUGAAUUAUCAUUUGAAACAGAGCAUGCUCUUUUGCAACAUAUGAAGGAUACUCAUAAACCCGGUGAAAUGCCAUAUAUUUGCCAGGUGUGCCAGUUUAGAUCAUCAACAUUUUCUGAUGUAGAAAGUCAUUUUAGAGCAUCUCAUGAAAACACUAAGAACUUGCUAUGUCCAUUUUGCCUCAAAGUUAGUAGAAUGGCAACUCCCUACAUGAAUCAUUACAUGAAGCAUCAGAAAAAAGGAGUUCAUCGUUGUACAAAAUGCAGACUACAGUUUUUGACCUGCAAAGAGAAACUGGAUCACAAGACCCAGCAUCGGACCUUUAUAAAGCCUAAAGAGCUAGAAGGAUUGCCUCCUGGUACAAAAGUUACUAUUCGAGCCUCAAUUGGACCGCUUCAUUCAAAACCAGUUACUUCAUCUCCCAGUAGUAGCGUUCCAAGCACUUCUUCUUUUCAGCUCUCACCUGCAAAGUCUAAAAGUACAACUGCUAAGAAUCCCACAAAAUCUAAUGCAAGUAAAUCUAAGGCAAGUAAGCCUCAUGCAACUAAACCUAAUGCCAGUAAGCGAGGUAGAGGCGCAUCUAAAUGCAAGACUAAAACCUCUUACAAGCAAAAGAAACAGCGCAACAGAAAGAAUAAAAUCAGCAUAGCUUUGAAGAACCUAAGGUGUCGUCGGGGAGUUCACAAGUGCAUUGAGUGUCAUUCCAAAAUAAAAGAUUUUGCAAGCCACUUUUCAAUAUAUAUCCACUGUAAUUUUUGCAAAUACAACACUAACUGUAACAAAGCCUUUAUAAAUCAUAUGGUGAGCUCUCAUAGCAACCAUCCGAGUAAACGGUUUUAUAUUUUUAAGAAGCAUUCUGGAACUCUCAGGGGCAUUACUCUAGUGUGCCUUAAAUGUGACUUCCUAACUGAUUGUUCUGCUUUAGACCGUAUGGCUAAACACUUGUGUCAACGCAAAACUCAUACUUGCCAAGUUAUAAUAGAGAAUGUUCCCGAAAGUACCUCAACUUCUGAACCCAAUUCUGAACCCAAUUCUGAACCCACUUCUGACCGCUUGUUGAAAUAGAUUCCUGCUCUAUGGAGCUCGUGCAACCUGGUGCAAGACAAGUUGGAAUUUCCUAAGUUCAAAGUUCUGAAGUGUUUUCUUACACAAAGGCAGUUUCCUAAGUUCAAACUUCUGAAGUGUUUUCUCACACGAAGGCGGUUAAACAGCCAAGUUCAUGACACUAGCUCUGAUUCAGCUCUUUUCAGCUUUCAGAUGGCACUAGAUUCUUAUUCCACCUUAUCUUUGUGUCAGGUUAACAUAUCUUAACAUAUGCUUUUUUCUCCAGUUGGCUCUCUCCAAAAAUAACUUUUGUUGCUAUGGUCUUUUUUUGCUUUGCUUAAAAUAAUUUGUGUUUUUCUCUGCUGUACUUGCCUUCAGAAUAUUGCAUUCCAAAUGACAUGGCUAUUCAUUUUCUUUGUCUGUUUUGUCUGGUUUCUUAAUUUCAUUUUUAGGUCAGAUAGCUGUCUUUUUCCUCUUUCCUUGUCUGUCAUUGUUCUAUUUUUCGUAUUUUUCAGAUGCAGAAGCAACACAGAAAUUUCAAAAAAUGUCCAGGAUACUCCUGGUCAGUGUCCCCCUUCGAUGGACACAACUGAUGCCUGUUCUCUCUUUCCAAGGAAUGUGAAUUAUUUGACUGUGAGACCUCCUUUAGAUUGUGGCCUUAAGAAAUCAGACCUUGGGGAGAGUCCCUUCCUUCAUGACUGGCCUCCCAUAAGGCUGAUGCUAAUUUGGCCAGAGAUGACCUCAAGGCCCGCCAAAUUGAGCACAACUUCCCACUGGGGGCUUUGGUUCUUGAACUUAUAUUUAUGGGUUCAUUCUAACCAAGAAAGACCCAUCAAAUCUAUGCUUCAACAUCCAAGUUGAAGUUUAAACAUUUUGGCUGCUGCCCUUUAAUAUUUGUCUAGUAUGCAUGCAGUCCAAGGAAUAUAAAAACUGGUUGUGUAGGAAACCAAGGUUACUUUGAUGUUCUUGGAAAACAAGUUUCUAAAGUUACAGUUCCAAAGUUAUAGUUAUUUGUACCGUCAUUUGAAAUUUUAUCCAGUAUUAACCGUAGGAGUUUUCAGUGAUACUAAUAUUCAGAUUUUUUAAAGUUUAAUUUUAUCUUGGUUUUAUGUUGUCCUUCACCAAAUUUAUUAAUGUGUGUUUUGUUAUGUCCACUUUUAUCUCUCCUCUUUAAAACUUUUGUUUUGUGUUUGUUUUGUUUUGUUUUUAAGAACCUCAAGAAAUUCUUUAGAAUUCUCUACAAAUUUCAUGUAGCUACUUAUUGAUGGCUUCUAGAUUUGGGUAAUUAUUCAGACCAUUAGACAUUACUACAUCCUCUGUCUUGGGACUAUCAUUAUCGUAGUGAUUAUGAGUUUAAAGACAUAAAAAAUUGGCAAAAAACACUUCCUACAGACCUUAAAAUAAAUUUUAAAGUUAUGUUUCUGUACAUCUAAUACAUAUCUUCUUAGCCAUUAAUGUAAUUCCUUUGGAUAAAGAUAAUAUAUUCAGAAAAUAUUGGGACCAAAAAAUGCACUUGUUUCUUGCCCAUAUAUAUAUAGAUGUAUAUUUUUUUUAUUUUGGUGUUUGUUUAUUUUGGUUACAUUGAAUAUAGAUUUGCUGAACAGUUUGAUGUUAUUACUUAUUUUUUUAAUAAAAUUUGUAUUGGUAAAGUGCCUCAGGAGUUAUUCAUGUAAAAGCUGUAGAUUUUAUCAUGUUAGUAGGAGCAUUGCUUUGCUUCUUACAUGGAAGCCUGAUUACUUGGCCUACAGACUGAGAGCUUUACCAAGUGCAUCUUGCAGUCUUUCCUCCAGCACAGUUAUAAGCUCACUAUGUAUAUUUUACUAAUUUCUUGAACUUCAGAGACUGGCAAAGUACCUUUGUGAUCUUUAAUAACCAUUAAGGUGGUCAGGCUCUGAAGUUGUUUGACCCAGUCAUGAGUUGUUUUUUCAUCUUAACAUCAGAACUUCUUGUGCUUUGUACUUACAGUUGUACUUUGAAACUGUCUUAGUCCCUUUGGGCUGCUAUAGUAGAGUAUCACAGACUAGGUAUCUUAUGAACAAUACAAAUUUAUUUCUCACAGUUUUGGAUACUGGAAAGUCCAUGAUCAAGGCACUGGCAGAUUCAGUGUCUGAUGAGGACCCACUUCCUGGUUCAUAGAAGGAUAUUGCUGUAUCCUCCUGGCAGAAGGGGUGAGAGAGUUCUCUGGGGUCUAAUUUAGGAGGAUACUAAUCCCACACAUGAGGGUUCCACCCUCUUGAUGCAGUCAUCUCCCAAAGGCCACACCUCCUAAUACCAUCACAAUGGGGAUUAGGUUUCAACAUAUGAAUUUAGACAUUCAGCCUAUAGCAGAAACAUAUUGAAAACCAGUUUCAGUGACCAGCUCUUACAUAGUCUACUUCUUGUAAUACAUAGUCAAAAAAGUUGAAUCCAUUAGUUUUCAUUUUCCAGACUGAUUUCUGCUGUAAAUGAUUUUCCAAAAUCUCCAAAAGUGUCGUUUCUUAGUAGUGUUUCUACUACUACUUGUUUCUUAGUAGUAGACUUGGCAAUGUUCCAAUCUUUAUUUCUGUGUCAGUCCCCAGAAUGUUUCUUCAUCUACCAUCUAUCUAUCCAUUUUUUUUACUUUUCAAAAAUUGUAAUGAAAAUAUAUAACAUGACUUUUGCCUUCUUAAUCAUUCUCAAGUGAAAAAUUCAGUACUAAUUACACCAAGUUUGGUCCAGAUAUAAAUUCUUUGUGGUUUCAAUAUAGAUUCUCUUUUUAUAUACAGAUAUUUCCUCUGGCUCUGUUAUAUUUUGAGAAUAUGAUAAACCACAUUGUUGCUGUAGCAGUAUUUUAGGGGGGGGUACAUCUUUUUGUUCUUCCAUAGAAUUCUAUUUCUGACAGUAUGUAUUAGGUUUGUUUUCUUGAAGUAUAAUACUCUUAAAGUUCUGUGUCCUGUAGCACCAUUUUUUUUACUUUCUUUAAAUAAAACAUUUCAAACAGUAAAUAUUAAGCUUGCUUAUUAUAGCUAGUUAGUUGACUUUUGCUUAUUAUAGGCAGUUAGUUGACUCAUUUGGUGCAAAUGAGUUUUAGUUUGACAUUUUGAUCCCAUUAUCCCCAGGCUUUUCUAACUAGUUCUUUCACUUGAUUCAGAAAUAGCCCUCUCUUGUGUUUGUGCUUUUUAAAAGGUUACAGCUGAAUAAAAUGUGUGAUAUGCUCAGUUUCAAUCCGUCCCCAUUCUUAGAAAACCUACUUCUGAACAACAGAGACAGUUUCUUGCUCCUUUUUGCCUCACUUUGCCAAAACAUCUCUUUGGGCCUCACUUACUUGUUCAGCAAAUACUUAUUAAGCACU
Messenger RNA from Lontra canadensis (Northern American river otter), 5740 nucleotides. It is a transcript of the gene ZNF280C, whose product is annotated as zinc finger protein 280C. The transcript is spliced from 20 exons. Gene Ontology annotation, biological process: regulation of DNA-templated transcription. The record is from RefSeq and is a predicted model, not a curated record. Bases 214 to 2451 code for a protein of 745 amino acids. Gene Ontology annotation, molecular function: RNA polymerase II cis-regulatory region sequence-specific DNA binding; DNA-binding transcription factor activity, RNA polymerase II-specific. NCBI's taxonomy places the organism in Eukaryota, Metazoa, Chordata, Mammalia, Carnivora, Mustelidae.